GAGUCCCACCAGCCCAGUGGCCAGACCUUUUGUGGAAUCACCAGACCAGCCCGGAGCCCUGCCUGACCCAAGCCCACCUGCUGGCAGCCCGGUGCCUGGCUAUGACCGUUACCUACACAAAUAAAGUGGCUAAUGCCCGCUUAGGCUCCUUCGCCCGGCUGCUACUGUGCUGGAGGGGCAGCAUCUAUAAACUGCUCUAUGGCGAGUUCUUCAUCUUCCUGCUCUGCUACUACACCAUCCGCCUCAUCUACAGGCUGGCUCUCACGAGUGAACAGCAGUUGCUGUUUGAGAAGCUGACUUUGUACUGUGACAACUCCAUCCAACUCAUCCCCAUUUCCUUCGUGCUGGGUUUCUACGUGACGCUGGUGGUGACUCGUUGGUGGAACCAGUACGAGAGCCUGCCAUGGCCCGACCGCCUCAUGAACUUGGUGUCGAGCGUGGUGGAGGGCAAGGAUGAGCACGGGCGGCUGCUGCGGCGCACGCUCAUCCGUUACGCCAACCUGGCCAACGUGCUUAUCCUGCGCAGCAUCAGCGCCGCCGUCUAUAAGCGCUUCCCCAGCACCCAGCACCUGGUGCAAGCAGGCUUUAUGACCCCCGCAGAACACAAGCUCUUAGAAAGCCUCAAAGGACCACACAACAAGUUCUGGGUGCCUUGGGUAUGGUUUGCCAACCUGUCAGUGAAGGCCUGGAGGGGAGGUCGCAUCCGAGAUUCUGUCCUGCUCCAGAGCCUGCUGAACGAGAUGAACACCUUGCGGUCUCAUUGUGGACAGCUCUAUGCCUAUGACUGGAUCAGUGUCCCGCUGGUCUACACGCAGGUAGUGACAGUGGCUGUAUACAGCUUCUUUGUGGCCUGCUUGAUUGGACGGCAAUUUCUGGACCCAGCCAAGGCCUACCCAGGCCACGAGCUGGACCUCUUUGUACCCGUCUUCACAUUCUUGCAGUUCUUCUUCUAUGCUGGCUGGCUGAAGGUGGCUGAGCAGCUCAUCAACCCAUUUGGAGAGGACGACGAUGACUUUGAGACCAACUGGAUUGUUGAUAGGAGCUUUCAGGUGUCCCUGUUGGCUGUGGACGAGAUGCACCAGAACCUGCCCCCGCUGGAGCGGGACAUGUACUGGAAUGAUCGGGAUCCACAACCCCCCUACACAGCCGCUUCUGCCCAGUCCCGACGACCAUCCUUCUUUGGCUCUGCCUACAACAUCAGCAUGGAUAAAGAAGAUAUGGAGUUUCAGCCAAAUCACAAGAGCGAUGAGGAGGAGGAAGGCGGUGGGCCCACUGGCAUCAUUGGCCGCUUCUUAGGGCUGCAGUCCCAUGAACACCCCACCAGAACAAACUCAAAGACCCGACUGCUAGCACGCAGGAAGGAAUCCUUUCCCCACAAGAUGGGCUAUGCUAAGCGCCAGUACAAGGAUCACAGAGGGAGCCUGAUGUUCCCGGAAGGCCGACAGUACCAUGGGGACCAGGAGGAUAGCAAGGCCUGGAAGGUGAGGAUGGACGCCUUCAGGUCCAGUCCACUGUACGAAAGGUCGGGCUACCACAGUGCUCCAGAGACGCCCCUCAGCCACACCCCCAUGGUCUUCCCACCAGGACUGUCAGCACCCUCAAGGUUCGGCAGCCUCACAGACAUAGAGGCCACUGUCAAAGGCCAGAGCCUAAAUCCUCUGACUCUCGGGGCCAAGAAUAGUUUUGAAUUGCUCCCCGAGAGGGCUGCAGCCUCCAAGGAGCACCCGGAAGUAAGUUAUGGAAGAAGGAAAACUGUUGAGUUUAACCUGCCAGAUAUGCCAGAGGCCCCUGAAUAUCAUUCCAGCAACGUGCACACUAGAUUCAGAGAUCCCGGAGAUCCCUACUGUGACUUGGAGAACAGGUCUGUCCAGGGUCGCUACACUCCCUUGUGGCCCUCCCUCCCCUCUCCGCUUGCCCUGAGCCUUCCCUUCCUCCACAAUGUUCUUUGAUUCUGUCACUGUCAGAAGCUGGACUUAUGCCCGGUACUGGCUUGGGGUACACACCUGGCACCCCCACCAGGGCCUCUAGGGAAGCCUUGGGGCCUGUUGUUCACUUGAUCCAAGAGCCUGUCGUCACCAGGAAGAAAGACUUCCUUGGGACCCAGGUAAAGGAGGAUGAGGUUGCAGUGACAGCAGUGCUAGAGUGCCACAGGGCUCGUAGGUCAGGCGGGGAUGGACAGAUGUUUCAUUGGGCCCAGCUCACUUUGAGCAGGGGUGGCUGACAUAAAACCCUGGGGCAGAAAUUAGGGGUUCCAUGUUGCAGCCCAAGAACUUGACUCACUGGCCACUCAACUGGGAGACUGCAAAUGACCCCCUAACCAUUCACUGCAGCACCAAAGAACUCUAGGAAAGCGUGGUAGGCCCUGCCACAUCCCCAGGAACUGGCAGAUGGCAAGAGAUGAGGGCUUCUAAGGCCCUUAGCUUAUCUUGUUCCACAGUGCUUUGGGGAACUCAAAUGUGCUCAAGCCUCCCUUUACUCCAGAAUAGUUCCUGGAUACUUCAAACUUUCACCCAAUUAAACAGCACCUACCCCACUCCUAACCAUGAAGUGGAGAGGAAGUUGAACUUUCUAUUUCUAGACUUUCAAGCUGUUAUUUUUGAGGUCAGAACAGAUGG
Molecule: messenger RNA, 2615 nt
Organism: Trichechus manatus latirostris (Florida manatee)
Lineage: Eukaryota; Metazoa; Chordata; Mammalia; Sirenia; Trichechidae
Gene: BEST1
Product: bestrophin 1
Molecular function (GO): chloride channel activity
Source: RefSeq, a predicted model, not a curated record